CUUGGCAUUAUGUAGCAGAUUAUACAAUUGGGUGCUAGAAAUAAGAAACUUCGUUUACUAGUCUAUGGUAAGCGGCUGUGGCCAGAGCGCCUGCGCGAAAGGCGAAUUGGGCGUGCGGGAGACCGCAGGCACGGCAGAGGGCAGUCACGCUUGCGUGAGGUGCCAUCGAUCCAUUCGGUCGGUCGCCACGAACAAACUAAACUCACUGAAGCCCAAAGGUCGCUGCGGCGACCCGAAUCAACAUGCAACCUCCACCCAGGAAGAGUAACUACACCAAGUUCCUGAAGAACCUGCACACAGAGCAGAUCGCGAAGCUCCAUGCGAAAAAUCAGCAUGAGUGCGACUUGCUGGAGGACUUGCGCACUUACACCAUCAAGCGAUCCGCCAUCGAGAAAUCUUAUUCAGAGGCCCUGCUAAAGAUAUCCUCCGCGUAUCUCAAUAAGAAGAUACCUAACAUCCCAGACUUAAAGGUGGACGGUGCUGAGGAGAAAUGGAAUAUGUGGAACGUGUGGCGCACGGUGCUGGAGGAGAACGAGAAGUUGGCACGCGCCCGCCUCGCUGCCGUCGAGGUGUUCCAGCAGCAGAUCGCAGACGAGGCCAAGUUCCUGCGCCAGCACAAGCUCAACGUCGCCAAGAAGGCCACGGACUGCCUAGCUCAGGCACACAAGGAGCUGCAGCUCACCGUGUCUGACGUGGAUAAGACGAAGAAGCUGUACUUCGAUGAGGAACACACUGCACAUGAUGUCCGCGACAAAGCGAAGGACAUCGAAGAAAAGUUAAAGAAGAAGAAAGGAUCGUUCUUUCAGUCUAUCACAUCCUUACAGAAGAACAGCGCUAAGGUGUCCUCCCGGCGAGACCAGUUGGAAGAGAAAUCCACAGGCGCUCGCAACGAUUACCUUUUGAGUAUAUCAGCUGCGAAUGCCCACCAAAACCGUUACUUCCUCGUCGAGCUGCAAUCCUGUAUGCAAAGCAUGGAGUCGUCAGUAUACGAGAAGGUGUCGGAGUUCCUGACACUCAUGGGUCGUACGGAGCUGCUCACUUGUUCCGCCACCCAGCACUCAUUCGGGAAGAUCCGCGACCAAGCACUGCAGCUCACCAGGGAGUACAACCUGCAAUGCUUGUACUUGUACUACCCUGUGCUCAAACAACACAUCCAAUACGAAUUCGAGCCUUGCGACAACGAUCCGAUCGACGCGGUGACCAUUGAACACGAAUCGGUGGCGGUAACACUCGCGCAGGAAGCGAGGCGCUGGGCGACGCGGGUGGUGCGGGAGACCGCUCUCGUACGCGACGCUACGCGCAAGCUCCAUCUGUACCAGGCCAUGCGAGACGCUGGACAGAAGGUUGACCCGAACGAUCCUAACGGGCCAGAGCUGGAAGUAAGAAUGGACGAGCUUCGCGCUAACAUCCGCCGCUCCGAGACCUCCAAAGCCAAGUACGAGGCGCGCUUGGAGUGCCUUAGGUCAAGUGGCGCGCCAGUCGACGAGUGGUUGAAGGAAGUCGACUUGCUGGCCGUACAAGAAACCCUACCACGCAGCAGCAGUCUACUCAGUGUGCGCACCGAUGCUUCUGGAACUGCUGACCAACCGAGUUCUGACUCGUUCUACGACAGUGACAAUACUGAGGGCGAAGCUGGACCCUCAGCGGCCCCUACCGGCGGUCACCAACGCACCACGUCCGGCUCUCAGCAUGAAGACGACCAUGACGAAGAUGUCGACGCGGUGUUGGAGGAAGAACGCAAACGAAUCGAACAGCUAGCGGUCGGUUGGGACGACCCCACGCAGGUGAACUGGGACGAGCCCGAAUCGGAGGCCGCGGCGGCUCCCAGCGAGGUAGAGCAGCCGGCGCCUCCUCUAUACAAGUGCACUGCUCUCUACUCCUAUACAGCACAAAAUCCAGACGAACUGUCGAUAAUCGAGAACGAACAGCUUGAGGUGGUAGGCGAAGGCGACGGGGACGGGUGGCUGCGCGCGCGCAAUUACCGCGGCGAGGAGGGAUACGUACCGCACAACUAUUUGGACGUAGACCGGGAACAGGCUUCUAGCGCACCUGGGCUGGUGACUCAGAUCUCGUUCUCCUCCGUGGACUACACCGUAGAAGGGGAAGACGCGGACGUAGUCCAAUCCCCAGAUCAGAUCUCAGUGAUAUCAGCGCCUACUGUCAAACCGGAAGAGCCGAAAGCUGCGGAGCCCAAGCCGGAGCCAAAGAACGAGCAGUUGCCCACUCUGGGCUACUGCUUUGCUUUGUACGAUUACGACGCUGAAGCGGAUGACGAGCUCAAUCUUGAAGAGGGGCAGAUAAUCCGCAUCACAUCGCGCGACGCUCAUGGCGUGGAUGACGGCUGGUGGCGCGGGGAGGCCAACGGCGUCAUCGGGAACUUCCCCUCGCUCAUCGUGGAGGAGUGCGAUGAGAACGGCGAGCCGUUGAGCGGAGGCGACGAUUGGACCCCGCCUGGCUCCGCCCCGCCGGUGUUCGCGUCGCCGCCGGUGACGCCGCCCAACGACGGAUUUAACGAAGAAAUGAUCAUGGGUGAAAACAACAACACAAAAAGCGCGGCGCCGCCCGCCGACCCGCCGCCGCCGCCUCCCACCGAAGCGGAAGCGGAACCAGAAACUGACUUCAGCUUCAAUUUAGAGCUCACUAGGAACCAGCAUGAACAGUACGGAACGCAAUUCUCCAUCGACGCGCCAAUGGCACCCGCUGUCACCAUAGUAGGUGAGUAUGUUGACUACAUGAAACAUAACGUGUCGGAUAGUUUUAUAGGCAGAACAAAGUUUUGGAACACAAAAAUAGUUCAAAGCUCGGUCCAUAUCAAAAGUUGAGUGGACAUUUGGGAACUUAGGACUAUUCGAUAUGUAGAUAUUGAGAACAAGAUAAUCUUUCAGUAGUCCGAUGACUUGGAGUAGCUAUUGAUUUCUUUUUCUUCAAUUUGGUGUUCUGGGAAGUUUUGGAUUAAGGAAAAGGGGAUACUUAGAAUAAUUAAGUAUUAAUGAAAACAUACACUUGGUUGUUGAACUACAUAUUAGAUAGUUUUCUGUACUGGUAUACAGUACCUAGUUAAUUGUUAAUAAACAGUUUGAAUAAGUAAGCGAUUGCAUCCAACAUGUACAUUUGUUUCAUUAUUUCUUUUUUAAUCCAAUCUGCAUUCUUUUCCAUGCAUCAGUCGACGAGGUUCUCACCGAAAAUUUAGAAGACGAGGUUUGAUUCUUGUUUCGACAUAUUUCAUUCAGUGUUGUUUCAUUGUACAGUACAUUUGCUUUGCUGUCGCUUCUUUGUAUAUAGUUGAUUAUAUAAAUAUGCUUGUUGCUGUCGUUUGUUUUACUAUGCUUCUAUCGUAUACUAGCGUCCUAGACGAAGCAGUGUUAUUAAAGAUGAGUCAUGAAUUUAUUAUGUUUCUUUUAAGGUGAUAGAGGAAAAUGAAAACUACAAUAAAUACUGUCACACUGUAGGUAAUGUGCAACACUUUUAACCAUUGGAACUGGAAACCCUCUUGAUUUGUUUAGCAUUAGUCUACACUUGACCAUAAGCAUGCCGCUUGUUGGUUCUAUCAUGCAUGAUAGAAACUUCCAGUAAUCGAGUAAUAAAUCCCAUUUAGACCCGAACUUAUUUACAAAUAACACUAUUUACCUUUAAUUUUUACCUAACUAUAGUCCCAUCUUAAUCUUGGAGUGCUCCACUCCUAUCUUGAUCAGCGAACUCUUUAGUUUUCGAAGAAAUGAAAAUAAUGUUUUUGUGGUCUAGGAGGAGGAGCAGCCGCCUGUGCCGGCACCGGCGCCAGCACCGAGCAAGCCUGUGCCACCGAAAGUUGAGCUGCCAGCGGACGACUGCGGGCUGGGCGUUGCGCAGAUAGUUAUCACCGCCGCCACGCCCAUGAUAGAGGAGCCGGAGCAGCCGUUCCCCCCACCGGAACCGGAGCCGGAGGCGAGAACGCGGACGGAGGAACCGGACCGCGCAGACGACAACGACGACGAGGAGUCUUCGCUCUCGGAGCAGACGGCGGUUUGCCUGCGCGACUCGGACGAGGGGCACGCGGACGUGGCACCGCACCCGGCCUCCAGUUCGACGGCUUCAGAGGGGGAGUCGACCGGAGCUUCAGUGGCCUCCGGCCCUCCCACGGCACCCCAAUCCCCGCCUUCCGCGCCGCGCGCCGGCAGAGCCUCUAUUCCGGACGAGUUGGAGCCCGCGCAGCUCGCGAGGCUCACCGAUCUCAAAGAGUCGAACGCCUAAGCCUGAACUACGUUUUCCUCAGAAAACGUCGCGUCAGCUCGACACGAGGCAGACGAUCACCCGGCUGUUCGUCUGCUCGUCUACCGAUGACCGUUUCUCUGCUCAAUGACUAUCAUUACGAACUUCUAAUAAAAUUACUUAUCUACACAUUUCAUUCCUUUAUUAUUGUGAGUAAAUUUAAUUUUUUAAUGGCACAGACACUUCGUUCGAUGCAUGUUAUAGUUAUUUGUAUAUGAAUGUAAACCGAAGCAUAUUCUUAUCUACUAGUGAAUUACAGAAAGCCAUUGAUGACCUUUUAGAAAAAUAUUGUUAAAGGAAUUUUGUUAGUAAUAUUGAUGUUUAGGAUUAAUGAUAACUUUUAAUACUUUGUUACCUAUUGUCUAGAGAAAUAUGUACCUAUCUAACUGUCUAUACCUAAUAGUGAGUACUCACGUAGUAUUAGUGAUCGGUGCCUACUAUCGUGUUAGUGUUUUAAUACACCCUACAGAGGAGAAAUCUCCCUAUUAGGAGUCGGUGUGUACAGAACGGCGACGCGACUCCAAAUAAAAGAUCAAUUAUUGGACAAUAGUAUUUAAAAAUUAAAAAUCAAAUAUAACAAGGUGUUAACUACUUAGUUAUAAAGGUCGCGUCGACUCGCACCGCGAACGGCCUAGCUUAUGUCUACGAUGUGAGAAACGGUCACAGACUCUGUAGAAUUGUAUAUAACUAGGUUAUAUUUAUAAAUUAUAUUAUACAAUACUAUAUAGUAAUUAUUGACACAUCUUGUACCUGCUGAUUAGAGGUAUGACAGAGACACUAGUCGCGAUUUGUUGGCCGACGAAAUCUGUUUUAUGGCGCACUAUUUUUUUUUAUCGAUAUUUAAACUGUAGAGCCCAAACAGCAGAAAUACUUAUAUAAAAUUUUCUGUGGUUUACUUAUGUCUUUAGUCAUGCGAGUUAAUACUGGUGAAAAAAAUAUGAUCUGAAACUAAAAACUUAGAGGUGAUAACAGCUGAGACACGUAAAUCGACAUCGAUCGGAUGCAAACAUCGCUGACAGUGACAAACCAAAUUCUUCGACUGAAAAUCGUUUAACACGGAAUAAAAACGUAAGGAAGUCCAAUGAACAUCAUGUUAUACUGCGCUGUGCUAAGCUCUAUUAAGUCAACUCGCUUCUUCUGAAUUAUAACGAGGAAAUAAACAAUACCUAGGUAUGGACGUACUACUCUCUGGUUUGUUUAACUAUAUAGUUUACCUAUAUAACUAGUUCCUAUAGUGAGACGAGAAUACGUUCGUGACAGGUCGUGCCUGUUCCUAAAGUUAGCUUCAUAGAAAAAGUGUUAGCUUAUUGAAGUGUAGGAAGUCACUAUUGUCUAGUAAACAGAGGUACAUUCCGAGAACAAACUUUAUUCUCUUACGACCUGUCACGAACAUUAUUAAACAUGAGCAUAGCACAGUUCGAUGCUAUAUGGUAACUUUUAACGGUUGAAUAAAGACACCACACAACUUAGCAUGGAAAUAAUUAAAUUAUUAUAUUUAAGUAUAACGGGACUGAAGUGUGGAUGAAUUUCUGUUAUUCCCUCUUCAUACUUUCGUACUGGUCCGGUGAAUGUCUACCGACAGAUCAGAGUUAGAAGGAAUUCGGGUGUUACAAUUUUCUCUUAGAUUAUCGGUUUUUAGAUAUGUUAUUUGAUCGAUUCUUUCUAACUAGGUAUAAAAUAUUUUGCAAGGUUUUUCUUUAUUAUUUCUGCCGUGAAAUAAGCAAUACUUAAUAUGACGUACCUAAACACACGCAGCGAUUUCUAUUUGUUUUGGAGACUUAUAUAUCGUUUAAAUAAUGUAUUGAGAUGACCAUACUUACCUUUUACGAGCUCAAAAUUGACGCACAAAGUACAAUGAAAAUUUAGUGAUACUUAAUGAUUUUGAAUUUUUCUGGCAUAGCAAAUCAGAUAAAAUAUUGGAUACACAUCACACAUAAAAUGGGUAAACACUUUUAAAUAAAACUAGUUUUUACGGGUUAAUGCACGAAACUUUAUUUAUUU
This is a messenger RNA of Chilo suppressalis (striped riceborer), 6246 nucleotides long. The record is from the annotation of a GenBank genome assembly. NCBI's taxonomy places the organism in Eukaryota, Metazoa, Arthropoda, Insecta, Lepidoptera, Crambidae.